Molecule: messenger RNA, 1212 nt
Organism: Lathyrus oleraceus (garden pea)
Lineage: Eukaryota; Viridiplantae; Streptophyta; Magnoliopsida; Fabales; Fabaceae
Exons: 3
Coding region: 1-1212 (403 amino acids)
Source: RefSeq, a predicted model, not a curated record
AUGCCCCCUCACAAUAAUGUAGCCGCGAAUAUGAUGGAAGUUGACAACGGAAGGAGGUUGAUGUCAUGUGUGGACGAGUUAAAAACACCACUAAUCGAGAUCAAGAAUGCUUUAAUGAAGGAUAAUGCCUUUCCCAUCUGUAGUAAUGACUGCGAACACUGUUUGAUUAACCCGCAACAAUGUAGAACGUUGAAGUCUGUCAUACAAAAAUUAAUUGACCAAGGAAUCUUGGUGGUAGACUUCCCGUCCACAAAAGAAGAUGUGUCUACCCUCGAGAUACCAUACGACGAAGUCCCUCCUCUGCAAAUUCCAUAUAACUUCUCUCAGUUAACCGUGACAACAAAUCCUGCUACUCCAAUCAUAAUAACAGUUCCCACACCAUUCUCGUAUGUUGACACCAAGGCAGGCCCAUGGGUGUAUGACACCUCCGUCUACAUUCAUGGACAGAAGAUUCAAGAAGAAUCAUUGAGGUCUAGUGAUCCAAUGAUCAAUAUCAUCGACACUGGUGGAAUUACGAGAAGUGGAAGGAUAUUUGCGCUGGCACCCACUCCAAUUGGAACUAUCAAUCCUUCAACUUCAGACAAAGGCAAACAAAUUGAUGGCGCUCAGCAGAGACAAGACCAUGCACCUUCCAAUGAAGUAGAAGGGUUCUUAUGCAUUAUCAAGAAGAGCGAUUAUCGAGUAGUUGAUCAGCUUAACCAUGCACCCUCGAAGAUCUCAAUGUUGUCUUUAUUAAUGAUCUCAGAAGCCCAUAAGGAUGCUUUGGUAAAAAAUUUGAGGACAGCUCACGUACCGCAAGAGAUCUCUGUUUGUCAGUUUGAAUGGUUGAGUGAGCUUAUAGUAAGAGUGUUUGAUGGGACUAGGAGGACUGUAAUCGCCUACAGUUGUUUGCUUAGAAGGCCUUGGAUCCAUUCAACUAGUGCAGUCACUUCAACGCUCCACCAAAAAUUGAAAUUCUUAGCUGAUGAUAAACUAGUUGUUAUCGAGGGUGAGGAGAACAUUGUGGUAAGUCACCUAGCAUCUUUCCGAUACGUUGAAGGAGAAGGGGAGAUGAGAGAAGUCUCGUUCCAAUCGUUUGAAGUUAUCAAUGUUGAAAUGGUUUUUUCAGCAAAGGAUGAAUCAAAAGAUGUCGAAUCUCCAAAGGCAUCUCUUAAGGACGCCUUGACAAUCAUAAAGGAUGGACACCCCCAAGGAUGGGGAAGAUUGCUUUAA